This is a messenger RNA of Manis javanica (Malayan pangolin), 3913 nucleotides long. RefSeq names its product solute carrier family 25 member 15 (gene SLC25A15). Gene Ontology annotation, molecular function: L-ornithine transmembrane transporter activity. Lineage: Eukaryota; Metazoa; Chordata; Mammalia; Pholidota; Manidae. Gene Ontology annotation, biological process: mitochondrial L-ornithine transmembrane transport. Gene Ontology annotation, cellular component: mitochondrion. The record is from RefSeq and is a predicted model, not a curated record.
GCGCGCCCGGGCGGCCUGACCUUCCCGGAACGGGGGGCGGCCGGGCGCCGCCCACGUGCCGAGGACCUCGCCGCGCCCCGGGCUCGCGCGCUGCCGAGGCUGCCGGCGGGGGCUGCCCGGGGACCGGCGGGCUCGGCGGCGGGAAGUUCGGCCCUCCCGGGCGCCCCGGAUGGGGACUCGCAGGCUGGGGGCCGACGCGGCGCGCGUCCGGAGCCGGGGGAGAGUCGGGGCCGCCCCUGCAGGCGGCGCCCGGAGGAGGGGCGCUCGGCCGUGGGCUGCACCCGGAACCCCGCGCCCCGGCCCAGGAGCGCGGCCGCCGCCGCCCAGCCGCCCCCUCGGCCCCCGCGGGCAUCUCCCGCCGCGGUUCGUGGUCCCGGCGGAGAACGCACCCCCCCCCGGGUUCUCCCGCGCGAGGCAUGGGCUCCCGGGUAACAAAGACGCGCGGUGGCCGCCGCGGCCCGUCCCUCCAGGUCGGAGCCCGUGCAGUUUGCCCGGUGCGCCCUCGCAGUCUGUGGGCGCCAUUCCGGGCAGCGGGCGCGGAGCGGUGGAAACACGCCGGGCCGCCCCGCCGCCUGCAGGCCACACGUGUUCGCGAAGCCGCCUCCGGCUCGGCCGCGUUUGAACCGACUGCCCACGCCGAGUUAGUCUCCGUGCCCGUCGCUGCGUCCCGCCCCGUAGUUCUGGGGCACUUAGCUGUGGGGCGGAGGUGGCGCGUUUCUGGCUGCCCCCAAGGUGGAUUCACACCGACGACACUACAGCCCGCGGUUCCGCUCCUAAGAAACGUCCACCCCAAAGGGAAGGCGCGCACGGAGAAGCCGCGUUAAGUGUGCCCCGGGUGAACGCCCCCUCUUGCCUCCAUUUCCCUCCAAAAUGCAGGGGACAUGAGGCGCCUGUUGUAGUUCCGAGAGAACUGCCGUCCUGGGGCCCGGCAGAGGAGGGGGCCGUCAUGAAGUCCAGCCCUGCCAUCCAAGCUGCCAUCGACCUCACGGCAGGGGCCGCAGGUAACUCCAGAGAAAACCCUGUCUUCUGUUCAGGGGGCACAGCGUGUGUCCUGACCGGGCAGCCCUUCGACACAAUGAAGGUGAAGAUGCAGACAUUCCCCAGCUUGUACAGGGGCCUCUCCGACUGCUGCCUGAAGACCUACUCCCAGGUGGGCUUCCGGGGGUUCUACAAGGGGACCAGCCCGGCGCUGAUCGCCAACAUCGCCGAGAACUCUGUUCUCUUCAUGUGCUACGGCUUCUGCCAGCAGGUGGUGCAGAAAGUGGUGGGACUGGACAAGCAGGCUAAGCUGAGUGACCUGCAGAACGCGGCCGCCGGCUCCUUCGCCUCUGCGUUUGCUGCGCUGGUGCUGUGCCCCACUGAGCUUGUCAAAUGCCGGCUGCAGACCAUGCAUGAGAUGGAGACGUCUGGAAAGAUCACCAGAAGCCAGAAUACAGUCUGGUCUGUUGUGAAGAGCAUCCUUAGGAAGGAGGGUCCCUUGGGCUUCUACCAGGGACUCUCGAGCACUUUACUUCGAGAAGUACCUGGCUAUUUCCUCUUCUUUGGCGGCUAUGAACUGAGCCGGUCAUUUUUUGCAUCAGGAAGAUCAAAAGAUGACCUAGGCCCCGUCCCUCUGAUGCUAAGUGGUGGAGUUGGUGGAAUCUGCCUCUGGCUGGCUGUUUACCCAGUGGACUGUGUCAAAUCCAGAAUUCAAGUUCUUUCCAUGUCCGGAAAACAAGCUGGAUUUAUCGGAACCUUCAUAAGUGUUGUGAAAAACGAAGGAGUGACGGCCUUGUACUCUGGACUGAAGCCUACGGUGAUCCGAGCAUUCCCUGCCAACGGGGCGCUGUUCCUGGCCUACGAGUACAGCAGGAAGCUGAUGAUGAACCAGUUCGAAGCGCACUGAAGCGCUCUGGGGAACCAAGAGCAGAGCGCGGGCGUCUGGGGACGACGGCAGAGCCCUUGUUCCCUGGUCUCCCCUUAUUCUACCCUAAAUCUUAAUGGAAGGGCCUCUGUUUUGUGUCAUAUCAUACAACUUCUGCCCAUCACUGUUCUGAAAUAGAAAGGUUGCUGCUCUUGUCCUCGGUGGGACCUUUCAGGGGGUGCUGCUGGCCCCAGUGAAAGGCUGCGUGUGGUUCUGUUGGGUUUCACAUGCACCGGCGUGUGCUCUUGCAGUCUGGAUGGCUGUGUGUGGCUGCGUGUGGCUGAGUGCUGAGUGAAGCGCGGUUUGGUUGUGUGUGUCACAUCAGAUCACACCAGAGAAGCCCAGAGGUGCCACGUUUGUGACGGUCACAUGCGAUCGAUGAGCCUAUUCUAGUUGUAGGGUCCCUUUAAAAUCUGCUUAGCAUGUGCACUGUACUAGGGGAUUACAGUUUUUAAAAAGUUUUCCUGGGGUGCUUGAAAACUAAAAUUCCAUCUAGAUUUUGAAGAGGACAAUAUACGUGCACACUGGUGUGGCUUCCACGUUCCUGAUUUAAGUUGUGUGGGCAUCCUGCAUUCUCCCAAGGGGCUCUGGUGUUAAAAUAGUGCCAUUCAUUCUGAGGUGGGACCAUAUUCCACUCUGACACCUGCUGGAUGUGGCCUUGGGCGUCAGGCCCUGGGGAGGCAACCUGGCCUGCAUGCGGCCAGCAUCCCUCUUCCUCUCCCAACGAGCUGCCCUCUGCCAGGCUUUAGGCGGAGGAGGGGCUGAGCUACUCCGCUGUGUGAAGGCCUCGCGGUGGACCACCGCCCUUAGCUGCUUCUCUGGGCCCUGGCCCAGGCAGGACUCCGGAGUAGGCUGUUGGACUGUCCACGGGCUGUUGACCUACUGUGGACACUCACUCGCUGGAAACCCUUCCGAGGAGCAGAGCCCUUGUUCUCUGUCUGGUACCGAGUGAUGGUGCCUGCGGGCGACGUGAAGCCCUCUCCUCCUGGAACUGGACAGAGCACAGCGCUCGCACUCCACAGCGAGUAAGGUCGGCGCUGACCCGUCUGAGUCCGUGACUCCUGGUCACGCUUCUACAGCAUCACAACCUUUCACGUUUGGAACUGGCAGUCAGUGAAUUUUGUUGAUAAUUGUUUAAGGGGUAUGACUGUAAAGCAGUGAAACAAGACAAGUGGCCAUAGGAAACCGCGCCACGUGCUCACACAGCGGAAGAGCCCGUCCAUCCGACGCCCGCAGACCCAGGGAUGGGCGGUGUUGGGCAGUGCAGUGCAGGAGGCCCUUCGUGUCACCACCGAAGCCGGCCUCAGCCUUCCGUGCUGGUGCAGGGGCUUGGCGAGGAGUGUCCUCACAGCCUGACAUCCUGCCGGCAGGAGUGCAGACCUCGUGUGACACCUCUGCCCUCCUUGAGCCUUGUUCUCUGCGGCGUCUGGUACCUGGCACGUGCAGAAGCCAGAGGCUCGGGGAAGCAGGAUGCCGACAAACGGCUGCGGGACAGACGUGGCAAACGUGCAGAGUGGGUGCUUCGUGUCUGUGUUCUGGUGCUGUGACUGGUCUUCAUUUGCUUAAAAAAUUUUUUUUCUGCCUUUUCUCUCCAUACUUAAAAGGUUGGUAGCUACUGAGUGGUGCUUCAUCUGAACAGGCCCGGACUGAAGCAAAACAGAAAACGGGACUGGCUUCUGGCAGGAAGCGAGCCGCCUUAGAGUUCGUGGUCCCCUGCUGCGGGCCGGGAGCCCAUCCGUGUCAGCCCUUUGCCAGGAGACCUCACACGUUGUCCUUUAGAGAUUUAACUAAACAUCUUCAAUAGAAACCUUCAGAGGCAAGUUAAGACUAAGUGGGAAUAAGGAAGGAACUUAAAUCGGGAAUAUCUUCUUCCAUUGGCUUCAUUCAUGGUUCAGUAUUUGGGUACAUUUUGUACCUUUUCAGAUCUGUACUCCAGAGAAAUAAUAGAGUAACUUGAAAUACUGUGUUUAAGAAAUUCAAGAGUUCUAUCAUUAAAUUAUGUACCUAAUA